GUCCUUCACUCUCUGGUUGUCUCUCUAAGGACUUCCAGGCGCAGCCCAACACAUUCAUCUACGGACGCAGAGCCCUCUUUCUAACGCCCUUCUCUCUAUCGUGCGCGGAUUGAGAAUCACUCUUCUCUCUUUCUCUCUCUCUCUCUCUCUCUCUCUCUCUCUGACUCGUCCUCAGUCUGUUAAAGCCUCUCUCUGUCUCUCACUCUAUUCACUGGUUAGGUUUAGGGUUUUCGGUUUUCAGAAGAGAGACUCUUAUAUCUCGGUAAUGCUUCAGAAUCAAUUGAAUCAUCUGCCUCGAAACCCUCAAUGUACGGCGGCUCCCAGCAUAUGAACAUCUCUAAUCAGAUCUCCUCCGCUGGUGAGGACGACGCUUCCGCCUCUGCCGCCAGGGAAUCCAUCGACGCUGGUGCCCACUCCAGUCACAUUGCCUACGAGCAUCAUGCCCUUGAGGCCAUUGAGGACGUGGCACCUGAACCCCUCUAUGUUCACGGUGCUGCCGAGGGAUCGGAGAUAGUUAGCCGUCGAGUCGAGGGGUCCAGUCAGCUAACCCUAUCAUUUCGCGGCCAGGUCUACGUGUUUGAUGCUGUGACUCCCGAUAAGGUUGAAGCGGUGUUGUUACUGUUGGGUGGCUGUGGCGAUAUAUCUACAGGAUCACAGGGCAUGGAGGUGACACAGCAGAACCAGAGGGCUGUUGUAGACUUUCCUGGACGCUGUAGUCAGCCUCAGAGAGCAGCUUCAUUAAGCAGGUUCCGGCAAAAGAGAAAAGAGCGAUGCUUUGACAAAAAAGUCAGAUACAGUGUCCGGCAGGAAGUUGCCCUCAGGUAAGGUGAUUUAUUCCAGUUGGUAUAUCUUUUGAAUCUUGUUACUUUCAUGAACAAAAGUUGUUCCUUUUUGUGGAACUUAAAUUGUUAAUUAAUAGGAAUGAAGAAGUUAAUUUAGCAGCAUCGCUUGCAAGCUUGUUCUUGCAUUAUCAAGAGAGGGUGUUGGCCUUUUAUUGUCCUUGAGAAAUACUUCAUUUGGUCAGAGUAGUUUUUUGGUACAUUAUUGACAUAUAUUGACAUAAUGAAGCUAACUGGGCACCACGUUGGUUCAAGCAGUGAUAACCGUUUGAAAUGCUUGUGUUAGAAUAAAGUUUAUUGAGCAUUCAUUUUGGUCCAACAUGUACCUUUUCAUUUUCUUUUUUGUUUGUGAUGUUAUAUGUGCUGUCAGCUGCAUUAUAAGGGGUCAUGGAGCAGUUUCUUCAUAAUUGUAGACAAUUUGUGUACCUGCAGAAAAAAAGAUCCUAACAUCAUGAGACACGGAUCUGUACCUUACGAAAAGCAAGAUUGAAUACAAU
Messenger RNA from Carica papaya (papaya), 1336 nucleotides. Lineage: Eukaryota; Viridiplantae; Streptophyta; Magnoliopsida; Brassicales; Caricaceae. The record is from RefSeq and is a predicted model, not a curated record.